GUUAGAGACAUCAGAGGAAGUCCACCUGAAAACCACGCCUGCACCAAGAAGAACAAACAUCUUCUCAUCCAACUGCUUCAAUUGAAUCUCACCCACUCAACUGAACAAAUCUACAGGCAUGUACACCAGGCUCAUCAUCACUGUGCUGAUUGUGGCAGGAGUAGCAGUAAACACUGCAACUGCACAGUCCAUACGCAUGGUGGCACAAUCAAACAGCACCACGAACUCAAACCCUACAUCUACAACACAAGCUUCUACAACACAAGCCUUAAACACAGUUGGGGCCUUUACAACAAGUGUCUUCAACUCUGGUUGUGGGGCCCAACAGCUGUGUUUGUCUCAACCCUCUUCAUGUGACCCGUCCACAGGUGGAUCAUGUGACUUUAUUUACUCCCAGCAGCUGAGUGGUCAAAACUAUCAGCUUGGGCUGUCAGGAAGCUCAGCGGGCUACAUCGCUGUCGUUCUGUCAACUGCCGGCUCAGUGGGAAACAAUGAUACAACCUACAUUUGUGCAAACAACAACAGCGUGGUUCAGUCCUUCGUCGCUUACCUUAUUGGCAAUGUGCUGCAUAUGACACCUCUGGGUAUGAACUCUAUGAAUGGCAGUGUCAAAGGAAACAGAAUCCAGUGCAUAUUCAAUGCCAUGUUACCAACUAGAUGUCCUAGGGCACUAAACCUUCAAGUAGGAUUCCUCACUGGGAGCUACAAUGCAACUAAUGGUACAUUGGGAUUUCCUACCGUCAUAUUCCAAAAAUCUGCAAAUCUGUCCAAUGCAGCCAGCCACGCCAUCACAUUCAAACAAUCACUGACCGAAGCCGUGCUGAUUGUUAUGGUUGCUCAGCGUCUAACCAUGUCAUGAGAAGAAGUUCAUCACACACCAUAAACAGUUACAGUAUGCCAGGAGCUACUGUACUUGGAUAAGAGAUAAGAGUGAAAGAAUUCUCAGCUUUUAAGAUAUCUGGAUCUGGAUCUGGAACAAUUGUAGAAGCAAAAAAUGUUGGGAACUGAUAAAUCAAUAAAAGAGUCAAUCAAAGUUGUCUUUCUGUGUUUAAUUCUUGCAAGAAGAGAAGUACAUAAAAACAGUGCAGUUGCCCUGCGAGAGUGUAGUUCAAACAUCUCUCUCUGUCUGUGACUCCCUUAAUAUCGCUAUUGUUGCUAGGGAGUCAAAAUGUGACUUCUUAUCUGUCUAAACAGUUUCAUAGUC
Messenger RNA from Betta splendens (Siamese fighting fish), 1204 nucleotides. RefSeq lists its product as uncharacterized. Gene Ontology annotation, biological process: regulation of glutamate receptor signaling pathway. Bases 119 to 859 code for a protein of 246 amino acids. The record is from RefSeq and is a predicted model, not a curated record. The transcript has 7 exons. NCBI's taxonomy places the organism in Eukaryota, Metazoa, Chordata, Actinopteri, Anabantiformes, Osphronemidae.